AUGGCAAUGGGGGGAAUUAUGAAGGGACACACACUACAGAGUAGUAAUGGGAACAGAAAGAGACCAUAUGGGUUGAUGCUGAUUCUAGCAUUUGGGGCUGCAAUAUUUGGAGUAAUGGUUCUCCAUAAGCUCAGGGAGAGACGCAUUUUUAACCUCCUUGUCAUAGAAAAAGACCGUCAAAUCAUUUCCCUUCAACUUCUCCUGCAGGGAAUCACGCGACUGGCAAACAAGAAGGAAAGAGAUGAUACCAAAGGAGCUGAAAGGAAAAUUGAAGAGAUGAAAGCAAAGAUAUACAAGUUGCAAACCCUGAAAAUGGAACUCAACAGUAGAAUAUUGGAGAUGCAGUCCACAAUUUCUUCCCUGAAAGACGAACAAAGGAUGAUCGGGUCGGCCCUUGAGGAGAAGCAACAUGAGAUCAAACUCCUGAGAGAGAGAGAAAUAGAUUUACAUAAAGAAAAUCCUCAAGUUAUAGCUCUAUCUGAAACCUGGAGACGGAAAGAAACUGAAAUGGAUUCUGAAUUACCGGUUAAGGUCUGGUCAGUGAGUUCGGAUGACCCAUCAAACCCACCUGCAAACUUGACUAAUACAGCAAGUAUAACACAAAGGGAAGAAACUGAGGUCAAUGAGAGCGAGAAACACACUAGUGAAGGGUUGCAUGGAUCCACCAAUUAUUACAAAGACGAGAAGAAUUCAAGGGGAAGCUCAACACAAAGUGAAGAGAAAAGAGAAAAUGAAGUGGGGAUUGCUAAUGGGAGGGAAAGGAUCAGAGAAGAACAGUUUCAGAAGGUCGGUGAUUCGAAGGAAGAUGAUGGACAUGAAGGCACUGCUGGUGAAAAGAGCACUGUCGAGGACCACGUAAAGAACCUUAAGGAUUUUCAAGCCAUUGAUGUAGAAAAAUUUCGAAGUACCAGAGAUGCUCAGCCGGGAAAACUAUCGAGUUCCCUAGGGGGUGACAAUCAAGACUUGAGGGUAGCUUAUAAAGGUGGAAUGAAGUUAGAAAUGCCUAACAACAGUCAAGGUGGAGAUUAUAGGUUGAGGGGGAACCGUGACCACGUGAGGAAGACAAAAGGAAAGAGACCGAAAAUCAUUGCUAGGAAUAGGGUGUUUCGAAACAAGGGCAACCCUGAAGACAGUGGAGUUGCAAGCAUGAAUGGCAGAAGAUUCUUCACAGAUGCAUUGAAAAGUGAAAGGAACAAGAGGCUCGAUGAUGACAGCAAAGAGGACAAACUGCAGCGACAAGAACAUCAUGAUGUAAACUUGAAAAUCAGAGAUGAAUUUGGGCAGGAAGAUGGUAAGUCAAUAACAUCUGACAAGCCUCAACAAGGCGAAGGUUUGAAGUUUAACCAAGUUGGAUUACGAAAUGGUGAAGCCGGAGCAGGCUUGAAUAGGGAAAAAGGCGAAAAUGAUCAACAAAUAAGUGAAGAUAGCCCACAGGAGGUUACAAGAGCUGCUGUUUCUGAUGAAGUCAAAUUGCUAACAAAUAAGUACGAACGCACUGAGAAGCUUCAUAGUUCUCCUGAUCAAGUGCUAACUGAAACUGAUAGUGAAACCAGUGAAACGUUCCCCGUUGACAACAAACAGAAACCAGGCGAAGCCAAACAAUCAAAAGAACAAGACACCGUCAUCAAACAACAGAUAGAGAGGAGGGAUACAGACAAAGUAGAUGGCGCAUCAGAACAAGCAAUAAUUGCAGACAAAGAUGAAGAACCAGAUGAUCCAGAUGUCAUGGAUGUUCACGAUGUAGAAUCAGACGUAGAUAAUUCCAUAGAUUCACCAUCUGAGUUGGAAGAAGAUAGAGAAGACUACAAGGAGCAAACAUAUGAGCCUGAAUUUUAG
Messenger RNA from Ilex paraguariensis (yerba mate), 1836 nucleotides. The record is from the annotation of a GenBank genome assembly. NCBI's taxonomy places the organism in Eukaryota, Viridiplantae, Streptophyta, Magnoliopsida, Aquifoliales, Aquifoliaceae.